This is a messenger RNA of Eurytemora carolleeae, 1302 nucleotides long. RefSeq lists its product as uncharacterized. The transcript has 4 exons. The record is from RefSeq and is a predicted model, not a curated record. NCBI's taxonomy places the organism in Eukaryota, Metazoa, Arthropoda, Copepoda, Calanoida, Temoridae. Bases 104 to 1123 code for a protein of 339 amino acids.
CUGGAACCUUCUGUGAUAAAUCAAAAAUAGAUAUUGUUAUAAACUUGUUUUAUAGAAAAUAUUUACAUACAUUAAUUGUUUUGUUAAAGCUUCAGAUUCAAGGAUGAAGAUGAAAGAUGAUACUGAUCUUACCCUAGAGCUAGAACACAUGAUAUCCCAGAGCGAAUCUAUAUUUGGUCUCAAGGUGCUGGACACAUUGGAGAACGUACUUAGGACGAGAAUAGUUCCUCUCCGAUUAAACCUGUCAGGACGGGAGAACUUGAUUACUCUGGUCUGUAACGAGACCCCCUAUGAUAUUGUAUUCCACGAUAUCAAGGAUUUCACCAAGAUACGAUCUCUCUCCCCACCCCGUAACCUAACCCUACCAGCUGCAGUAGCAUUCGUUAAAAGGAGUCUGCUGAGCAUGCAAGCAGAACUUCUCAGGGAUAACCAGGAGUGUCUGUCCAUCAUACGGGACCUGGAGAAUCUUAAAGCCAAAGGAGAAAUCAAAAGGUUUGAGCUUAGCCUGGAGAAUCAUGAAAUAUCCGUCCUUGUUGAGGUUUCUAUCCUAACCUUGAAAUUUCUCCAACCCCGUCUCGCCACAGAGGGAAAGAGUUGCAGGAAUGACAGUUUCCUUCUUAAACUUGUGUUUGAUCCGUUUGAUGGUUCAACCGUCCUCCGCAAGUUUAAGGUUCAGCUCUCUAGGGAGGUUGAACCUCAUAUUUCUGAGGCCAGUAAAAUGUGGAAGAAUAUUACAUACGAGGAUAUAUCAGGGUUUAUUGUUGAGAUGAAGAAACGUGUGGAUGGUGUGUUACGUGAAGUUAUGAAUUCCUGGGACGAUCGAGUUCAACUCUUCAGACGAAUAUUCGCCGUUUACCAACCUCUGGGAAUUGUUCUGGGGAUAAACUCUGAGAUGACUAAUAUGGAUGUAAGUCUGGGAAAAGGAAAACUUCUGAAGAUAACUGUCAAGAAAACCUUCCCAGCCACCUACCCCACCCUCGCCGUAUUCAAGAGGGCGGAUGCCGAUGACAAAAUCACGAUGACAACCAUUAAAAGGAUGGAGGUGUUCCAGGGAGAGAAGAAUAUUUCCAAUAUGGCGGAUAAUAUCAUUACUUAUAUUCAUUCAGAAAAUGUAAUGGAAUAAAGAUCAUAAAUGUAUUCGUUGUUGUUAAAUCCGAUCUGAUCUUUUUAUUUUCUUGGGUUGAAACCAAAUGUUCCUUAGCUUUAAAGCUUUAAUUUUUUUUAUAAAUCUUGCCAUUGUUAAAGUACCUGUUUUCACCAGUCUUUCCAAAUUUAUAAAUGGUUAUUUGUAAUUUAUUCAGA